Varroa destructor (honeybee mite) is the source of this 4571-nucleotide messenger RNA. Its product is annotated as alpha-1A adrenergic receptor-like. Lineage: Eukaryota; Metazoa; Arthropoda; Arachnida; Mesostigmata; Varroidae. Gene Ontology annotation, biological process: phospholipase C-activating G protein-coupled receptor signaling pathway; positive regulation of MAPK cascade; cell-cell signaling. The record is from RefSeq and is a predicted model, not a curated record. Gene Ontology annotation, molecular function: alpha1-adrenergic receptor activity. Gene Ontology annotation, cellular component: plasma membrane.
ACCGUCAACGACAGAGAUUGCUACAGCCAAGCCAUCAGCAAUAAUUACGGUUUCGGCCGUAUGACAACAUCUAUCUGCAGAUAUGGACGACGCGUCCCGAGAUGUUGUCAGCGCCCCAAGAGAAGUUGCAAUCAUCUCAUCUAGUUGAGGUCGCUCGUCGCGUGUCACCAUUGCUGUGACACACUGACAACAUCUCCUUCGCAAGUUCAACCAUCGCUUAUCGCAUCUUCAGGGUCUCCUACGUGUCGUGGUUCCGCUUACUGUCGAAGUACGUGGUACCUCCGCUGUCAGCCUCCGGGAACGACUAUGGAGAUUUUAUCGACAGCAGCCCCGUUUGUUGCGCUCACAGCCAAGACGACGGUCAACACAAUGACGACAGCUGCGACGCAGCUCGUCACUAUAGCCAGUACCGGUGCUUCUGUAACGACGACCAAUGCUGGUCUGGAUAGCGUAGCCAGCAAUAGUGCCGGCAGCGGCAGCAAUGAAUCGGUUCUUAUCGUCCUUGACAAGGUCGUCUCGCCGAGUAUGUCCAACUAUACGGAUAUCUUACUGCAGACGUCGUCGACGGAACCGAACAUCACGAUGAUCACGUUGAAAGGCGCAAUCCUUCUGCUAAUUAUCCUGUUGACGAUUACGGGCAAUUUGCUCGUGCUCGUGGCGAUCUUCAUGAAUCCCAACCUGCGUACGACGACGAAUUAUUUCAUUGUCAAUCUCGCUAUUGCCGAUUUAAUGCUUGGAGCAAGCGUUCUUCCGUUUUCGGCCACGUUAGAGCUGCUGGAUAAGCAAUGGUAUUUUGGACAGAUAUUUUGCAACGUCUGGGCGGCAACCGACGUUCUUUGCUGUACUGCAAGCAUCAACUCGUUGUGCGUCAUCAGUGUCGACCGCUAUAUCGGCGUGACGCGACCAUUGAGCUACUCGAGUAUCGUCACGCAUCGGCGAGCCGUCACCACGUGCGUUGUGGUGUGGAUUCUUUCGUUUAUUAUCUCAGUUGGCCCGCUAUUCGGCUGGCGGGAUCCGCCUAGUCCCAACAAUCAGUACUCGUGCGAAGUGAACAAAAAAACGGGCUACGUCAUUUUUUCGGUGCUAUUUUCAUUCUAUAUACCGACUCUCGUCAUACUUGUCGUCUACCAACGAAUCUACCGAGCGGCUACACGUCAAACGGAGUUUCUCGAAACCGGUGUAAAAAUUGUCAAGUCAGGAGCUGGAAGCUCAGAGAGUGGGGAACUGACCUUGCGUGUUCAUCAAGGCCACUCAAAGUCCGCCAGUCAACAACGGGAAUUUAGAGACGAUGGAAACCCUAAGAUGGUCACAAUGGGACUACAGGGAAGGCUAGCAAAGUUCAAAAGGCAAAAGAAAGCUGCUAAGACCUUAGGAAUAGUUGUCGGAGUCUACUUUAUAUGCUGGUUUCCGUUUUUCUUUAUACUACCACUUGAUACCAUUUGCAGUUCGUGUACGACACCACCACUUCUUUUCGAUGUAAUCUUCUGGACCGGCUAUUUCAACUCAUGCCUCAACCCGUUCAUUUAUGCAACAACAAGCCGCGAAUAUAACCGCGCUUUCCGCACAGUCCUUCGUUGUCACUGGUCCCUGAGGGGAUCGGCUCGGGCCGAUGCCCAUAACGCUACGGAUUAUCAAUGGUCUAACUCUAAGACUGUUACCUACACAAUCCGUGAUUCGAAAAGUCCACAACGCCAGGCACUCAACCCCGGCGGUGGACCUCCACGGCUCUCGUCCAAGCGUAACAUGAUCAAGGAUGUUUCCUAGGAAAAACUCAACCCGCACUAGUGGGCUUGCACCCGAGGGUGAUGCAUAGUCUGUCGCGCUCCGAAGUCUAUAUAAAUAUUGCAAACAAUUCACAGCACUUAUACUGCAGUAGGUCGUGUGCAAUAAGCAGCGGAAGAGGGACCUAGAUCACGCUGGACGGUGGGGCCAAGAAGAUAGCUAGAAUAUGAAUGAGUCGCAAAUUUUCUAAGAAAAUCGUAUCCCUCUACGUCAAGAGACCGCCAACAGGAUAGAGCGUCGAGUCAGGGUCAUCGUUUUAAAUAAAUGUGCAUCGUGAUAAACAGUAGCGAUGUGCCGGUGGAUGUAGUGAUGGCACUAUCACACGGGUGUGGGACACCGUUAAAAAAAUUGCAAAAACAACAGGAGGUGGCAGCUGAGUACACGUGCACGAACAGGGAACCAGUAGAUAGAAAAAAAAUCCCUUUAUGCGUUGCCUAGAGCACGUCUGAUAGUGACUAGCCGUGUGCUAGUUUGUGUGCGCCUUCUUAUGGGUUCGUGCAAUGUGAUAUCGUUUAAUGGGGUUGGAGGGAGUUGUGUAAAAUGUAGAUGGCGUAUCUAUGCGAAUAUGUGAAUGUGUAUAAUUCUGCGCGGGCAGGGUGCGAGAACUGGUGACGAUGAUGCCGCGUUUAAAGUAUGAUUUUUUCUCACACUGGUUACUGACCUCGUAGUCAGAGGUAUUUUGAAAUGGAGCCACACAAGACCGAUUCACCUGAUAAAAGUGCUUUUAAAAACAGCCCACUACAGCUAAAGGUGGCGAGAAUAAACCGGAACGUAAACGAGUUGGACUCCGCACAACAGAAAUAAUAUUUAUUUAUUUAAUAUUUCUACCCUAGUCGAACAGGUCCUUGGAAACAUUUAUUAAGUACAAUAUCAAGGACAUUCCUCUAUUAGAAGUCCAACCGAAGCAGAUAUUGCAGAACUUAUUCUCGAACACGCCUAUGAAAUGAGACGGCAGACAUACAAGCCUAAAUACCUUCUUUUGCUUUAUUCCUUAUUUUCGCAUCCUUUCUUAUGUUCUUGACUAUAAUUAUCUGGCAAUAGCUUCGCCAACGGUAAGCACUGAACCAGCAUGGCAAAAAUUAUUGUUAUCAUGGCAACGCAAUCAAAGAGAUGUGCAUUUGCCACGCAAACCAUGCCGCCCCUUAGCAGGUGUAGUGAAAAAAACAAAAAAAAAAAAAGCUUCAAACGACUACAAGAUGCGCGGAUAUGUGAUCGAGUUCUCACACUACGCGGUAUAGAACAACAUGCUUUCCCAUGACAAAACGUUAAUAGCGAAAAGCGUUGUUGAAAUACCCUGAGACGAAAUUUUUAGUAAAAUAAUUAUGAAACAUCGAUAUGAGAUAUACUGGCCUCGAAAACAUCCAUAUAUAAACGUGUCCGAUAUAUGCUAUACGAAGACAAAGGGAACAGCCUAAACAACUUUCGGACGAAACCUAAGGACGGAGCAAAAACGAAACGCGCGGAUAAAAUCUACGAAGAUAUCAAAAAAAAGUGAAGCACAAUGGAUACAACCUGAUGCCGAACGCAGGCUGCAAUCCUGGCAUAUAUAUAGAAAAAAGGUAAAAGUUAUGAGAGUGCUGAGGAUAACGAUGGUACAUCGUUAUCCUCAGCACUCUCAUAACUGGAAGUAAAAGAACUGAUCGAAAACUGAUUGUAUUGCACUAUUUGGUAUAUUAUAAUUAUGUAUUGUAGGUAAGGAGUAAAUUAAUGAGCAUGAAUUUUAUUAUAUAUAUAUUUGUGUGAAAUAUACUAUAACAAGAGCUCGGUAGGUGAUAGCGGCAUUGAGGCAACUAGGACGCGAAGUAUAGACAGUGAAUAGCCUAAGCUGAGCCUAAAUCUAUAAUGUGUUGUUCUGUCGUUGGGAAUCCUACAGGGUUUUCGGGCCUACGAGGCCUACACACUAGCUGAUGUGCCCGCUAAUGAGCACUAGACUGGAUUUAGUCGUUCUAUGUUAUUGUUGCUAAUUCCGCAACUGCUACAGAUAGCACUCAGAAGUACAGACAAUGUAAUUAAACCUGUACAAAAAAAAGAAGUAUCAAAAUACAUAUGACUGAGAUAAGGUUGGCUCCGAGUCUUCGGAAGACACAGGGAGAAUAAGAAAAAAAGCGAAGGGGCCAGGCACAAUGGGUACUUGGACAAAACACGACAAGCUGAUAAUUACAAGGAGUUAAUAGUACGAAUUUAGCUUUAGAGAAAUAGUGCGAUAUGCAAAAAAUGGUCGGUUGGAUUUUUGCGAGCGCAUAUUAGAAAAUAUUGGAAAUUAAGAAAUCUGAAAUAUAACAUUCUUUAUUUUUGACAACGCGGUAACCGCCAGCUGCGAUGUUAACGAGUUGUUAAAGAACAUUUUAUCUAUCUUGAUCAGCAAUUUAUUAGGACCUCUAUAGUCCUAUAGCGAACAAAUAGGUUCAGCCAUUUGACCUGGUGAUUUUGAAUAAUUUUUUUCUAGCUUUAUUUAGAUUUUUACUUAACUGAAUAUUGGAAAAACAAUCAUUUAUGUGUUUAGUCAAUAUGCGCGGUUGCCUUCGCCCUUUAAUCCAGAUCGUCGCUACUUUCCAAAUGGACCACAGGUUAUUGCGAAAUUUUCACAAUCACCUCAAAAACAAUAGUAAAAGUAACCCAAACGCAUUACACGAAACUAAAAAUACAGAUAGACCCCAACAAAACAUUCGACAACGUUUUUUUUUUCUUAUUUUUAGUUGUUUGUUCUUCUUUCCGAAAACGAGAAUGCGUAAAAUAGACAUUAUAUUCUCAUCGGUGACUCACAAGACAAACGGACUUUAUCUGCAGAC